Molecule: messenger RNA, 5012 nt
Organism: Bombina bombina (fire-bellied toad)
Lineage: Eukaryota; Metazoa; Chordata; Amphibia; Anura; Bombinatoridae
Gene: ATP2A3
Product: ATPase sarcoplasmic/endoplasmic reticulum Ca2+ transporting 3
Exons: 22
Coding region: 531-3635 (1034 amino acids)
Biological process (GO): calcium ion transmembrane transport; intracellular calcium ion homeostasis
Cellular component (GO): membrane
Molecular function (GO): P-type calcium transporter activity; ATP binding; ATP hydrolysis activity
Source: RefSeq, a predicted model, not a curated record
AGUUGGUUUCUAAAAGGGAGUUAAGUUGUGCUUAGUAGCAACAGAUCACCUUAAUUAAACAGACUUUCUAGCUGUGAGAAUCUCCUUUAUAAUGAGCACAUAUACUGGGUUGCUGUGACAUCCUUACUGUAAAACCCUAAGCAGCAUUGUUUAAAAGUAAAAGUUUGCACGGCUGACAGGGUUUCUCUGCUAUGGCUCUGUGACAGCAGGAGGGGGCUGGGCUCUAAUCGUCAGUGCAGAGGCGGAUCCAGGAGAAGAGCUCACCUUUUGCUACUAGAAACACAAGGUGCUGCUGCCAUAGAAGAAUCACACAGUUCCCCUCUGCCUGUGAAGUGAGACUAUCACGGGGGGAACAGACACAGACAGAUUUCUCCUGCUAUUGCAUGACAAGGUGCUGAACCUCCACUGUCUCUGCUACUCCUCCAAAUACUGGCGCAGAGACACAGUGGAGGCAUCAGGGUUCUCCUAGAAUCAGCUCCUCGAGUGGAUAUUUAAGGCGUCCACAGCUCGGGUGUGAGGAGGAACCCACCAUGGACAGUGCGCACGCCAAGACCGUGUCCGAGGUGCUGCGCCACUUCGAGGUGAAUGAGAGCUGUGGGCUUAGUGCCGAACAGGUCAGGAGAAACCGAGAAAAGUAUGGACCAAACGAGCUGCCUGCUGAAGAAGGAAAAUCUCUAUGGGAACUGGUGGUGGAGCAAUUUGAAGACCUCUUAGUUCGUAUACUUCUGCUGGCGGCCUUUGUUUCAUUUAUUUUAGCCUGGUUUGAAGAAGGGGAGGAGACUACAACUGCUUUUGUGGAACCAAUAGUUAUUAUUAUGAUCCUUAUAUUAAAUGCCUUUGUGGGAGUCUGGCAGGAAAGAAAUGCAGAGAGUGCCAUUGAGGCUCUCAAGGAGUAUGAACCAGAGAUGGGGAAAGUGAUCCGUGGUGAUCGGAGUGGAGUACAACGUAUCAGGGCCAGAGACAUUGUCCCAGGAGACAUUGUGGAGAUUGCAGUUGGUGAUAAAGUACCGGCUGAUAUACGAAUUAUUGAGAUUCGAUCAACUACGCUACGUGUGGAUCAAUCUAUUCUGACAGGUGAAUCUGUGUCAGUAAUCAAGCAUACUGACCCCAUACCAGACCCAAGGGCUGUUAAUCAAGACAAGAAGAACAUGCUUUUUUCUGGCACUAAUAUUGCUGCUGGAAAAGCACUUGGAAUUGUAAUUGGAACUGGAGUUUUUACAGAAAUUGGAAAAAUCAGGAACCAGAUGGUUGAAACUGAGCCAGAGAGGACUCCAUUACAGCAGAAACUUGAUGAAUUUGGCCAGCAGUUAUCAAAAGUAAUUUCACUUGUCUGUGUGGCAGUCUGGGUCAUAAAUAUUGGCCACUUCAAUGAUCCAGUGCAUGGUGGCUCUUGGUUUCGUGGAGCUAUCUACUACUUUAAGAUUGCAGUGGCUUUGGCUGUAGCUGCUAUUCCAGAGGGACUUCCAGCUGUUAUUACUACUUGUCUAGCUCUUGGCACACGGCGCAUGGCGAAAAAGAAUGCCAUAGUGAGAAGCCUUCCCUCAGUAGAGACACUGGGCUGCACUUCAGUUAUUUGUUCUGACAAGACCGGCACUUUGACCACAAAUCAGAUGUCUGUGUCCAGGAUGUUUGUAGUUGAAAAGAUUGAAGGGAUGAAUUGCAGUCUCCACGAGUUCACCAUUACUGGAUCCACCUAUGCCCCUGAAGGUGAAAUAUUAAAAGAUAACAGGCCUGUUAAGUGUGGACAAUAUGACGGUCUAGUAGAAUUGGCAACAAUUUGUGCACUCUGCAACGAUUCUUCCCUGGACUUCAAUAUAUCAAAAGGAGUUUAUGAGAAAGUUGGAGAGGCAACUGAAACCGCUUUGACCAGCCUAGUUGAAAAAAUGAAUGUAUUUAAUACAGACCUGGAUAAUCUUACAAAGGUGGAGAAAGCAAAUGCCUGCAAUUCUGUAAUUAAGCAGCUCAUGAAGAAGGAGUGCACUCUGGAGUUCUCUCGAGAUCGCAAGUCUAUGUCCGUAUACUGUACCCCUAUUGGUUCCGCCUCAGCAGCUUCUGGCAACAAGAUGUUUGUUAAGGGAGCUCCAGAGAGUGUGAUUGAACGUUGCAACUACGUGCGUGUCGGUUCUGCAAAGCUUCCCCUGACUCCCUCUGCAAGAGAAAAGAUCAUGUCAACAAUUCGAGAUUGGGGAACUGGCAGUGAUACUCUGCGAUGCCUUGCACUAGCAACUCGCGAUGUUCCACAAAAAAUUGAAGAAAUGCAGCUAGAAGAUUCCACCAAAUUCAUCAACUAUGAGACAAAUUUGACAUUUGUUGGAUGUGUUGGGAUGCUGGAUCCUCCUCGGAAAGAAGUUACAGUUUCAAUCAACUUAUGCAAGGAAGCUGGCAUUAAAGUCAUAAUGAUAACAGGUGACAACAAAGGUACCGCUGUGGCUAUCUGCCGUAAGAUUGGAAUUUUUUCUAAUAGUGAAGACAUAACAGACAAAGCAUACACUGGAAGGGAGUUUGACGACUUAUCCCCCGAGAAACAACGUGAUGCUUGCCGUAGAGCUCGAUGCUUUGCCCGUGUGGAGCCAGCCCACAAGUCAAAGAUAGUGGAAUAUCUGCAAUCCCUCAAUGAAAUUACUGCCAUGACUGGUGAUGGAGUUAAUGAUGCUCCUGCUCUGAAGAAGGCAGAGAUAGGCAUAGCUAUGGGAUCUGGUACCGCAGUUGCAAAGUCAGCUGCUGAAAUGGUUCUUUCUGACGACAACUUCUCAACUAUUGUGUCUGCUGUAGAGGAAGGAAGAGCAAUUUACAACAACAUGAAGCAGUUCAUACGCUAUCUGAUCUCAUCUAAUGUUGGUGAAGUUGUCUGCAUCUUCCUGACGGCUAUUGUUGGCCUGCCAGAAGCCCUUAUCCCAGUUCAGCUUCUGUGGGUGAACCUUGUGACAGAUGGACUUCCUGCUACUGCUCUUGGUUUCAACCCACCAGACCUGGACAUCAUGGAGAAACCACCACGCAACCCAAGGGAACCUCUUAUUAGUGGAUGGCUCUUUUUUAGAUACCUUGCAAUUGGAGUUUAUGUAGGUCUUGCCACUGUGGGAGCUGCUACCUGGUGGUUUCUAUAUGACGAUGAAGGACCACAUUUAACCUUUUAUCAGCUGAGGAACUUCAUGAAGUGCUCCAGUGAUAACCCAUUGUUUGAGGGAGUUGAUUGUGAAGUGUUUGAGUCCCGUUACCCCACAACUAUGGCUCUCUCUGUGCUGGUUACCAUUGAAAUGUGCAAUGCCCUGAACAGUGUAUCUGAAAAUCAGUCUCUGCUAAGGAUGCCACCCUGGCUCAAUUUCUGGCUUCUUGGAGCCAUUGUUAUGUCUAUGGCACUACACUUUAUGAUCCUCUAUGUGAAGCCAAUGCCACUUGUUUUCCAAGUGACUCCAUUGACUUGGACACAGUGGGUGGUGGUUAUGAAGAUUUCAUUGCCGGUUAUCCUGCUUGAUGAAGGGCUGAAGUAUAUCUCUAGACAUUACCUAGAUGAUCUGCUGAGGUCAGUAGAACAAUCUUGGAAUGGGACAGCUCAGUUGAAAUCCUGCAGAAGUCAAGACCAGACUGGGGGAAGAGGAAACAAUUCACAACACUCGGACAACAACAUUUCUAAAUAAAGGGUCCUUAAGAUGCAAUUUAUACUGAAGUCUCCUGUUCAUUUGACCAUCUGAAGAGGGCAAUACUACCCGCAUGUCCCAACUACCAGACAAAUGCAGGAAAAAUCUGAGAAAAAAAAAUGAAAUUGUUGUUUUUAGCUUUUUUGUACAUAAAGGUGCAAUAACUGGACAGCUGAAUUAGUUGUUUGGGGACAUAAAAAUAUUUUAGUUGCCAUCUAGGGUUUAAUCCACAGACUCAUUUCAGGACCUGUCUUAGAAGUAAAAUUUGUCAGUAUAAACAUAAUCUAUAGAAGUUUCAGUCUCGUUGGUGUUAGCACAUGCAGGAUAUAUCCUGUUUGCUUAGCAAGUGUGCUGCUGUCACAGAGAUGGAAGCUUCCUGAUUAAAGUGCAUUGUCAUCAAUGUGUGCAGAUUCCAUAUUAAGUUUACAAAUAACUCUAAUAUGCUAUUACCAAAAGUUGGGCUCUCUUAUUUAAAUUGUCAUAUUCCUGUGUACUGCUUUGUAGACUUGACAAUAAUAAGCUGUGACUUUUGUCUUAUGGUUGAUAUGAACCUGGUAACAGAAGGAAAGGAAGUAUUUUACUUACUCUACAGUCCCUGAGAAUAUUUUUAGCCUAUAGGAAUAAUUCUGGUGGAGUCCAUUUUAGCAUUUCAAACUUCACAAACACUUUUUUUUUUCUUUUGUUUAUUGUCUACUGCAUAGCACCAGUUUUUUAUUCAGACAUUACAGUGUAAAUUUAUUUUAUUGUAUAGAUAAUGAAACACAGAAAGAUGCUAUCAAGCAUAAAUAUCAAUAUCAUGUAAAAUGAAUGGCAUUGCCUGGUGUGUCUCUCUCUCACACACACACACACAAUGAUUUGGUUUAAAGAGGAUAACGUUUUGGAAUUUCAUUAAUGAUAUCUUUGUCUUUUUACACAUUAAAAAAAUACAGGUGAACUGUGCAGUUUGGUUUGUUCAAUCUCAUGCCAAGAUUGUAUGUUACAGACUGCAUAGUACCUUCUCGGUAAUUGCUGGCAUUUAAAUUAUUAUAUCAAAUAUGUAAAAAGGACCCAAAGCCAUUUACUAUUUUACUAUCCCCCCUUGCUAAGGAAGGAAUGUCACCUUAUGGUGUAUUCAUAUAUUGCAUUAACUGUAUGGCUAUUUCAAUUUUGAAAACAUAUCCAUGUAGUUAUUUUUCUUUCCUUACUGUUUACAAAGAGCAAUGUAAUCCCUUGUAAUUUGUUACAAGAAGCAGUCUUAACAAUUAUAUAAAAGGGAAAAGAUAAACUGCUGUAUUUUCAAGCACACCGUCAGAGGCAUUUUAUUAUUGAAUAUUUCAAUGUACAUUGACUCAAGGAAAAAAAAAGCCCAGCAAACAUUAAAUGAGAAUUCCCCAUUUC